AUGCGCCCCGGACAGCUCGUGCUCCACAUUUCAGAUGCAACAAACGAUCCAAUCAAGGUUCUGUUCAUUUUCUACAAAUACCCGGAUUUUUCUGACCAAAUGCAACAGCUGUGGUCAUCUCCAGCUGAUCCCGAAGGUAUCGCGACAGAACUGACAGUGUGCUGCUUCCCUGAAAAAAGUAGUACAUGGCCCGCUGCUAUGAUCAACGUGCUAGGAUGUCAGGCAAAUGAGGUUGUUCGGGUAGAUAUUACGGAAAAGGUUGUUCCACCGCUGCACAAGGAUAAGCGGCAGCUUACGUAUGAUAGUAGCAUGGACAUGCAUACUAAGCGGGCAUCCUUGUAG
Molecule: messenger RNA, 342 nt
Organism: Opisthorchis viverrini
Lineage: Eukaryota; Metazoa; Platyhelminthes; Trematoda; Opisthorchiida; Opisthorchiidae
Exons: 3
Coding region: 1-342 (113 amino acids)
Source: RefSeq, a predicted model, not a curated record